This is a messenger RNA of Odocoileus virginianus texanus, 1048 nucleotides long. It is a transcript of the gene PNKD, whose product is annotated as PNKD metallo-beta-lactamase domain containing. The record is from RefSeq and is a predicted model, not a curated record. Gene Ontology annotation, cellular component: mitochondrion. Gene Ontology annotation, molecular function: hydroxyacylglutathione hydrolase activity. Lineage: Eukaryota; Metazoa; Chordata; Mammalia; Artiodactyla; Cervidae.
CCUGACUCCGCCCCCAACAGGAGGGAAACAAGCGAGCGUGCGCGCUUCCGGGGCUCUCCUGGGAAGAGUAGUUCUCCUGGGUCCGCUGCUUGGGCUUCUGGGAGAUGUAGUUUCUGAUUUGUAGGCUGGACGGAUACAGCGGGGGAGGCCCCUUACGCAAACUACAAUUCCCAGCGGGGACUGCGGUGAAGGGGGGGGUGGGAUCUGAACAUGGCGGCGGUGGUAGCUGCUACGGCGCUGAAGGGCCGGGGGGCGAGAAAUGCCCGCGUCCUCCGGGGGAUUCUGUCAGGAGCCGCUGCUAACAAGGCUUCGCAGAACAGGAGCCGGGCACUGCAAAGCCACAGCUCCCCAGAGUGCAAGGAGGAGCCUGAGCCCCUCUCCCCUGAACUGGAAUACAUCCCCAGAAAGAGGGGCAAGAACCCCAUGAAAGCUGUGGGACUAGCCUGGGCCAUCGGCUUCCCCUGUGGUAUCCUCCUCUUCAUCCUCACCAAGCGGGAAGUGGACAAGGACCGUUUGAAGCAGAUGAAGGCUCGGCAGAACAUGCGGGCAUCCAACACGGGCGAGUAUGAGAGCCAGAGGUUCAGGGCCUCCUCCCGUCAUGCACCAUCUCCUGAAGCUGGGUCGGGGGUGCAGUCAUGAGGAGCACUGAAACCCUCCCCUAAACUCUAUUGACUGUGGCCUCCAGACUCUCCAGUCCUUUCUGGUCCUUGCCUCUGAGGCCCACCAGAGGGCGCAUGAAGCCCAGGCUCCUGCCAACCCCAUUCCUCCUGAAAAACCAGCCAAAGGCGAAUAAAGUUACUGUCUGAGUGGAAAGGAACCAGGACCGGGUUUGUGAGUCCCCUGGGAUGGGAGGGGUACUGGGUGGGGUUGGUUACUCCUCUGUACUCCCUCUCACAGAAGCCUCAGUGUUCUAGGCUGAAUAGUUGGUGAAACCACAGAGACUUAAGUACAAGCCUAGGCUCAGGCCCUGGGGAGUGAGCCCUGAGCUGCUGGCCAGGAGGGUGGGGUUCCACUCAGCCUAAACAAAUAAUAAAGAGAAUCAAAGGGU